AUGACCUUAGCUCAAACGUUGCAGCCUGACGAGGUCCGGAGCAUAUGCCGUUGUGCUAUCAGAUACGCCUAUGACCGAAAAGAUACCAUGGACCAACUUCGAACCUGUCGGCAGAACUUGAUCCAAGAAAGCGUCGAUCCUGGCACCCUGAGAAGGCACAUACGUGCUAUAGCGAUGACAGAAACCCAAUUGAACUAUCGGAGAGAUGCACCAUCUGAGCUUCAGGAGCUGUACGUACCGGCAGUGCGAGAGGUUUUUCUAGACGCCGAUGUCCACAUGGAGGCCAAAGAAAUCUGGGAGAACAACGAGAUUCACGAAUGCUAUCUUAGAACCUGGCACUGCAUCAAGGAUGUUCUGCUUGGAAUUGAUGAAAAGAUCAAAUGCUACGGUUUUGUGUCAGCAGAGAAAUGGAAGGCGGUAGCAAUACUAGAGAUGCUCGUGGUGCAGGUCGGACGGUUGAGAGAGGCUCUGGUUGGACUGGUUGUGGCGGAUAGGUUUGCCGAUGAGAUGGAUGAGAUUUCCAAGAGCAGGGGCAUCAAAUGGUCCAGCAGCCCCGAGCUGUGGUCCAUCUGGGACCGUCUUCAACGUCAGAUGAAGUGCGGAUGCACGGCUUGCACACCCCUUGACCCCGAGAAUUGUUUGGAUCCUGUCCUUGUGAUUCCUUACCUACCGUUGCCAGAUUGA
Penicillium brasilianum is the source of this 684-nucleotide messenger RNA. The record is from the annotation of a GenBank genome assembly. NCBI's taxonomy places the organism in Eukaryota, Fungi, Ascomycota, Eurotiomycetes, Eurotiales, Aspergillaceae.